AUAGAGUGCGAACAGAUACUUAAACAACUUAAUACAAAGUUACCAUUGUAUGGUUUAUUUUAUGCUGAUGUGGCUUGGAUGAAGUCAACGUUGACAGAGGAUAAGGAUGAUCUUGAAGAGACUGCAAAGAGGAUAAGUGAUUGCAAGAAACUGGCACGUUCAAUUCAAUUGUCACAGAAGCCACUAUAUCUAAAACAAGAGAAGGAUGAGAAGAAGUCGGCAGCAGAUGCUGCAGCGGAUGGUGGAAAGCAAUGUCCACCAUCACAAUUCACAAAGGCCGAGUAUUUGAUCGGCAAACUUGUCUAUGCUGAGGCAAUGCUGAUGCGUGGCAUCAUGGAACUCAAACAACAGAGCAAUAUCAAGGCGGGCAUAUCAUUCAGGAAGGCUUGGAAGCAGUUCUAUCAGGCGUUGGAGAUCGUGCAGACAUUGCCACAGACAUUCCCCUGCUACCAACAUAUUGCCAGCUCAGCAUUCUACGGCGUGGGCAUCUUCCAUUUCCUUGUGUCGGCCGUCCCUCCCCAAUACGUAUGGCUGGUCGAGGGCAUUGGAUUCAAAGCCAAUCGCAUGGAAGGUGUACGCGAGCUAAAGUACUCUGCCGACCUUGUCGUUGGAAUCAGAUCUACACUAUCCAAGUGCUUCUUCACAAUGAUAUACGCAUUCUUCUUUGAAGACUUUGAGAGGGCUGAAGAGACAAUGAGAGAGUUGCUGGUGAGCUUCCCAGACAGCGCAAUGAUCAACUAUAUGGCCGGAUCAAUCGCAAGAAAGAAGGGCGACAUUCCAACGGCCACUCUAUCAUUCCGCAACGCUUUGAAGACUGCCGACAGACUCAAACAACUGCAGCUUUACAUCGAGUCGGAGCUGGGCUACAACGAGUUCCUCGACCUGAACUGGGUGGCGGCCGAGCAGUACCUGGCCAAGUUCCUGAAGGAGACGACCAGCUCGGGAUUCAAGGCGUACAUCGCCUACCAACUGGCCUACUGCUACGAGAUGCAGGACAUGCGCGAACAGGCGCUCGAGAUGAUGAAGUCCGUCGACAAGACCGUGCGCAAGGGCUACGACUUUGACGAGUUCUCAUUGCGCAAGGCCAACCGAUAUAUCAAGAACAAGCAGUUGACACAAUUCGAGCGACACUACACAAGAGCUUCGCUACUGAACGAGGCACACAGAUUCCAAGACAGCAUCGUUGAGCUUGAGGCUGCAUUGGCGCUCACUCCACUCACUCACGAGGAGCUAGGUGCAGGAGAGUAUCUCAUGGGCUACAAUCUACAAAUGUUGAAUAUGUUGGAGGAUUCAAAGAAGUAUUACUUGUUGUCAAUGGCACAUGAGAAACACUUGCAGUAUGAUCAUUUCAUAUUGCCAUAUGCCAAUGUUGGUAUGGCAGAGAUAAUGCUUCAUGAGGACAAGAAGGCAGAGUGCAGGGCUUUUAUCAAAAAGGCAAAGGGCUAUCAUUCAAUUCAAUAUGAUUUCCCUGCAUUAUUGGAUUGGCGAGCAAGGAAGUGUCUUCAAAUGCUUGGUGAG
Acytostelium subglobosum LB1 is the source of this 1518-nucleotide messenger RNA. RefSeq lists its product as hypothetical. Gene Ontology annotation, molecular function: protein binding. The annotation marks the transcript as partial. The record is from RefSeq and is a predicted model, not a curated record. Lineage: Eukaryota; Evosea; Eumycetozoa; Acytosteliales; Acytosteliaceae. The transcript is spliced from 4 exons.